CGGAUUUGGGCAGGGACACUUACAGUAGGAGGAGGCAGUCUGGGUUAGAAGUUCAGCAAUGUUAAAGAGUUGAUUCAUCCCAGGGUAAUACAUCUGUCGGUGCAGUACAUAAGAAGCAGAGACCAGGCAGCAGAAGCUGCUCGCUAUGGCUUACCCACCAGAAAUCUCUAGGAUCGAUGCCAACAAACUCAAAAAUGAUCAAGAGCACAGGACCCAGGGUAUACGGGGCAAGGAGCUUUUUCUUCGCAGAGGACAACUCUUUAGCAUCACAUUGCACUUUUACAAGAGAGGAAGCGAGGAAAAGUUUGACAGCUUGAGGCUUACAGCCCAAACAGGUCCAUACCCAUCUCAACAAGCGGGGACCCUGAUACAAUUCCCAGUGACAAGGCUGCGGGACAAUACAUGGAGUGCUGAGGUGGAGGGUGACUCGAUCAAUCCAUUAACACUGACCAUUUGCACCUCUGUAAAAGCUUCUAUUGGGCGAUACAGUAUGAACUUAGAGGGCAUCUACAGAGGAAAUACCAAAUCUUACUACUUAGGAGAUUUCAUUCUACUCUUCAAUCCGUGGUGCUCAGAGGAUGAUGUAUUUCUAGAAGAUGAAGAUUUGAGGCAAGAAUAUGUGAUGACUGAACAUGGCUUAUUGUAUCAGGGAAGCAAAGCCUUUAUUGUCACCACUCCAUGGAACUUUGGUCAGUUUGAAGAUGGAAUAGGUGAAAUCUGCCUGAAAAUCUUAGACAUGAACCCCAAUUAUCUGAAGAAUCCAUCUUUAGAUUGCUCCAAGAGAGGAGACCCUGUGUACGUCAGUAGAGUCAUCUCUGCUAUGAUCAAUUCUAAUGAUGAUCAAGGAGUGAUUGAAUCUUCCUGGGAUGAGCUCUUCAGCAAUGGUGCCAACCCAAGCACGUGGAAUGGAAGCGUUACUAUUCUCAGACUUUGGCAUAACAGUGGGUGCAGGCCAGUUCGAUAUGGACAAUGCUGGGUUCUAGCUGGUGUGAUGUGUACAGUGAUGAGAUUCCUAGGAAUUCCUGCUCGUGUAGUGACAAACUAUGAAUCUGCACAUGAUACAAACUUCAGCCUGACUGUAGAUGAGUAUUAUGAUGAAACUGGGAAAAAGUUGGAACCACCUCAAGGAGACAGUGUCUGGAAUUUUCAUGUCUGGAAUGAAUGUUGGAUGGCAAGGAAAGACCUACGCCCAGGUUAUGAUGGCUGGCAGGUUCUGGAUCCCACCCCACAAGAGAUCAGUGGAGGGACGUAUUGCUGUGGUCCAGCCCCUGUUAAAGCGGUCAAAGAAGGAGAGGUAGAUGUAGAUUAUGAUGUUGCAUUUGUGUUCACGGAGGUGAAUGGUGAUGUUAUUCCCUGGGUUCUACGAGAUGGUGGAGUAGAGAAAGGGGAGGUGGAUACCCUUACCAUUGGCAAAUCCAUAAGUACGAAAAGCGUUGGUAGUAGUCUCAGAGAUGAUAUAACGGAUCAGUACAAGUAUAUAGAAGGAACUACUCAGGAGAGAGCGAUAUUUGAAAAAGCUAUGGCUAAAUUGAAAUCUAAGAAGCCAUUUAUGGAAAGAGAUUCGAUUGUGGCGCUGGACUUUAACGCAUCCUUAAAGUUAGCACAAUCCCCACUGAUUGGACAGACAAUCAUUCUUCUGUAUUACAUUCGUAACAGAGGCUUUGAACCGAAAAAGUUCUCCAUAAUUGUCAGUGCCCAAGAGAUGAUGUAUAAUGGAAAGGCUUUGGAGCAGUUCUGGACUGACAGUUUUGAGGUUGAUGUCAGUCCAGGGAAAGAUAUGGAGACAAGUUUUCAGCUUCAUCCUUUCCAUUAUCAGAGAUUUGUGCGUCCUGGUAAUAACAUCAGAGUCACCGCACUGGCCACAGAUCUAAAGACCAAGAAACUGAAGUUAGCAUCUAAAAACAUCAUAUUUGAGGUUCCUGCAAUAGAUAUGCAAAUUUAUGGUAUUCCACGGCUCAACCAACCUCUUAGUGUCAUCAUAUCCUUCAAAAACCCUCUCAAUGAGAUCCUGAAUGGCUGUGUGAUGACUGCAGAAGGUACAGGUCUCUUCCCUGGUGGCCCCGUCAGAGUGCAAAUGGAUCAGAUAUUUCCUGGCAGAGUUGGCUUUGUAAGGAUCUUCUGUGUACCGUUUAAAGGAGGAAGACUGCAGCUGGAGGUGAACUUUUCCUGCAACAAGAUAAAAUACAUCAAGGGAAGUGCAGUUAUUGAUGUCCCAUGGAAAUAACUAAGAAAUGUCCCAAGAUGUAUAUUACAUCUGCUUCCCAAGAAAGCCUGGAACACCAAUCUCAAUUUCGGAGCACACAUUCACUACAUAAUUCUCACCAUAUAUGUAUUGUCUUCCUUAUAUUUAUACACUUUUUGUAAAUAAACAAAUGUGAAAUAUAUUAAUGGGAUUAUUUUUAGUUGCCAACAGGAAUAAAUUUAGUUUCAAGCAUAAACUAACACUUUUUACCUUUUAUGUUUAUUAUAUUCAGUCCACAAAGCUCCUCCCCUAGGCUGUCCACAUUUGUGCAGACCCUGCCUCUUCUGUAAGCUGCUUCCUAAUUUUUAAAAGUGGUUUCAAGGACAUAUUAAACUCUUGUCACCAAGAUCAACCCUAUUAAACAUAGCAUGGUGCCUGGCAGGGUUAUUCUUGUAGUAUUCAAUGCUGCCUUCCAUUCUGCAAUUGGAUUCUCCAUUGCAGACAAAUCCUAACUUU
Messenger RNA from Bufo bufo (common toad), 2698 nucleotides. RefSeq names its product protein-glutamine gamma-glutamyltransferase 5-like. Gene Ontology annotation, molecular function: protein-glutamine gamma-glutamyltransferase activity. The record is from RefSeq and is a predicted model, not a curated record. The transcript is spliced from 13 exons. Gene Ontology annotation, biological process: peptide cross-linking. Bases 146 to 2224 code for a protein of 692 amino acids. NCBI's taxonomy places the organism in Eukaryota, Metazoa, Chordata, Amphibia, Anura, Bufonidae.